Molecule: messenger RNA, 543 nt
Organism: Dreissena polymorpha
Lineage: Eukaryota; Metazoa; Mollusca; Bivalvia; Myida; Dreissenidae
Product: bifunctional 3'-5' exonuclease/ATP-dependent helicase WRN-like
Exons: 1
Coding region: 1-543 (180 amino acids)
Biological process (GO): double-strand break repair via homologous recombination
Cellular component (GO): chromosome; cytoplasm; nucleus
Molecular function (GO): ATP binding; 3'-5' DNA helicase activity; nucleic acid binding
Source: RefSeq, a predicted model, not a curated record
AUGGCAAGUCCAAGAGAUAUCAUACUUGAGGUUGCUAAAAAGGGAGGAUUUCCCAUGCCACUCAAGGAACUGCAAAUCGAAGCGUUACUUUGUGUCAUUGAAAAACGUGACAUUAUGGCUAUACUCCCAACAGGUUAUGGUAAAAGCCUGAUUUACCAGCUGGCACCACUUAUCCUUAAAGAUUAUUAUAAUCUACAGAAGUCUGUUUGCAUCGUGUUGACACCUUUGAACAGUAUUAUGCAAGAUCAGAUCAUUGCACUGCAAAAGAUUGGAGUACAAGCCUGUUGUGUGGACUAUAACUGUCAGGGUGGUCAAGCAUUGUUUGAUGAUGAUGGUGAUGAAGGGGGUGCUAAAUCAGAUGGAGAUGUAAUAUUAACGGUCCCUAUGUCCGAUAUUGCUGAUGGAAAGUUCACAUUGGUGUAUUCUCACCCUGAGGCGCUUUUAAGCACUGAUACGGGGAAAUCCUUGAUACAAAAUUUGGAGAAUAAAAAAAUAAUUUCGUGCAUAGCUGUAGACGAGGCACACAUGAUUCUGGAAUGGUAA